UGGGCAUGAAGAGCAGUGUACGCAGGGGUAGAAAGAAGAGGCUUUACGAGCUGGUAAAAGGUACCACAGAUUGCAGAGUGCACUGUAGCCCCAGUUGCAAUGGAGGACAGUGACCAUGAGGCUCACUCUUCGUCAGACGAGCAGGACUCCUGCCCUGCCUCCCCUAAUCACAGCAGGGAGCAUAAUGAUGAACAGCACUCAAGCCAUUCAGACGACUCAGAGGUGGAGAACAUUAUGCAAGACCCUCACCACCAAGGAGGGCACAGCCACCACCACCACCACCAUGACCAUGACCACAAGCACCACCCCCACCCCCACGACACUGAGCCUCAUGAAGCAGACAGGGGAGCUGAGGGCGAAGACCGCCCCCACACCCCAUCAUUUUUGCGUCCUCCCGUGGCGGGCAGGGCGCAGUCGGAUUCAGGUUCAGAGCCCAGUUUACCGCAGAGCAGAAGUGUGGAGUUUGACUUGCCGUGCCCUGUCAGUCCCACCAGGCCCAGGAGUCCCUGGGGUCGGUUUGACCCAUACAGCAAUAAUGAGGACCAGGACAAGGAAUACGUGGGUUUUGCGACACUGCCAAACCAGGUGCACCGCAAGUCAGUGAAGAAGGGAUUUGACUUCACGCUCAUGGUAGCAGGCGAGUCUGGCCUGGGAAAGUCCACCCUGGUCAACAGCCUCUUUCUCACAGAUCUUUACAAAGAUAGGAAGCUGCUCAAUGCUGAAGAGCGAAUCACACAAACAGUAGAAAUCACCAAACACACAGUGGAUAUAGAAGAGAAAGGUGUCAAACUGAAGCUCACCAUCGUGGACACCCCUGGGUUUGGGGAUGCUGUAAACAACACUGAAUGCUGGAAGUCAGUGGCUGACUACAUCGACCAGCAGUUUGAGCAGUACUUCAGGGACGAGAGUGGCCUCAACCGCAAGAACAUCCAGGACAACCGUGUACACUGCUGCCUCUAUUUCAUCUCACCCUUUGGCCAUGGCCUCCGGCCUUUGGACGUGGAAUUUAUGAAAGCUCUUCACGAGAAGGUUAACAUCGUCCCCAUCUUGGCCAAAGCAGACACACUCACCCCCAGUGAGGUCAAGAAAAAGAAAAUCAAGAUCCGAGAGGAGAUUGAGCAGUACGGUAUCAAAAUAUACCAGUUCCCCGACUGUGACUCAGAUGAAGAUGAGGACUUUAAGCAGCAGGACCUUCAGCUGAAGGAAAGCAUUCCCUUUGCAGUGAUCGGCAGCAACACGGUGGUGGAGGCCAAAGGGAAGAGGGUGCGAGGCCGUCUGUACCCCUGGGGCAUCGUAGAGGUGGAGAACUCUGCACACUGUGACUUCGUGAAGCUGAGGAACAUGCUCGUUCGCACACAUAUGCAAGACCUGAAGGACGUGACCCGGGAGACUCACUACGAGAACUACAGAGCCCACUGCAUCCAGAGCAUGACCCGCAUGGUUGUGAAGGAACGCAACCGCAAUAAACUAACCAGGGAGAGCGGCACAGACUUCCCCAUCCCCGCUGUGCCCGGAGUGUCAGACGCCGAGACAGAAAAGCUCAUCCGAGAGAAAGACGAAGAGUUGCGGCGGAUGCAGGAGAUGCUGCAGAGGAUCCAGGAUCAAAUGCACACUCAGAAAGACGGCUAUUAACACAGGACAGCACCGUGUACAUGCAUCUCUGUAACGGGGAUAAACAAAAUUCAAAUAAAGAAAAAACACCUAGGAAACCUUUACUCCUCCUCUAGAACAUUGGCAUCCUGACGUGUCCACCCAACCACCGCUCAACCUCAUCAACAGCACGUUACACUUGGAUCAGGGACCUGCGCGGAGGUGGUAAGAUGUUCUGACAUUUGCAGCUUCCCUUUAUCCUCUCUGACAUUAUGGCACCACUGCUGCGACACACUCGACCCUCCACUUUACUGUCUUCUGUUCUGUCGUAACUUUAAUUAAAAAAAGAUGUGUUUGAAUGAGCUGUCAUGGUAAGAAGGGUGGAAUCGCAGCGAUCUGAUUUCUCCAAAUAUCUGAACUUUAUGUAGCCACAUGAUCACAGGGUUGUUUUAUUUUUUACAUGAGGUCUGAUAAGAGGUUUACAUGUGGUGACCUGCUCAGAUUUUUUUAAGCACACUUUUCUGGUGCAAGUGUUUAUUUUUAUUAUCUCUAUAGGUCAACAUGCAUACUGUAAUAAUUUAAUUUUCUAUAAUUCACUCAUAAACCUUUGUUCUACUGUUUAUCAUAUUGUAUGUGUUCCUGGUUUUAAUUUAAACGACACUGCUUGACUUCAUGUACGGAUGAUUGUUUUAUAUAGAUUUCCUGUCAGCUGAGGUUACUGCAGGUUCAUUUGGUUUAAUCUUAAAGGGGAACUUCACUCAUUUUUAAAAUCAUACAUAUCAUUUCUGUGGUCUAAGACAGUCCAAAAUGGUAAAUAUGAACAACUGUGAUGCAAUUUGUGAUGUCAUCAAGUGUAAAGUCUGGAGCUGCUCUAUAGACAAUGAAUUGGGAGCCACGGCGUCCAGAUU
Molecule: messenger RNA, 2498 nt
Organism: Epinephelus lanceolatus (giant grouper)
Lineage: Eukaryota; Metazoa; Chordata; Actinopteri; Perciformes; Serranidae
Gene: septin4b
Product: septin 4b
Molecular function (GO): GTP binding
Source: RefSeq, a predicted model, not a curated record